ACGGUAGAAGGGCGGCCAGGUAGGGAAAGAUUCAGUGUUAGGCCACACGCCGACAGGGUGCAAGAUAAGUAUAACUCCUCAAUACUAUUCACCUUGGUCCUUGAGCAUUAGUAUGCAAAUUUCUUCUGCUAUCAACAAAAUUGGUGUCGAGCUACCUAGUCAUGGCAGCGCCGAUCUCUCUUGGGACCUGCACUGGUCGAAGGAUAUAGAUGAUGGCUUCGCCAUCGCGCAGGCUUUUCUCGAAGACUGCGAGAGCAGCGAUAAGGUGGGUAAUCAAAAAGAUUGUCUGAUACGGAACUAAAUUCGCAAAGGGGUCAGCGUCCAUGGACUUAGACAGUGAUAUAUGCGGUCCUUCCGACAAUGACUAUGAUGUGCAACCUAUGAUCGAGAAUGAGGGUGAAGACUGCCCCGAUAACGCUAGGAACAAGACAUCCGCAGAUUCAGCUCCCGUGCCAGUCAUAUCGCAAGCUCCUCCACCCGCAGAUGUUCUAUACCUUACAAAGGGGGAUGGUGUUCGAAACCUGAGUCCCAGACCAGUGGACGGUGCAAAGCCGUGGAGGCAGCUAGCUCGCGUAAGUUCUGCUCCACUCGAAACAUGGGAUAUCCAUCUUGGGGAUAUAGUCCAGGUGUGUCUGGAGAAAGACAGGAAAAGUUACGCCAAGAUAUCUGAGAUAAGGCGCUUGGAUGAUGGGCGUUAUGUGGUCGUGUAUACGUGGCUGUAUAGGCGCGAAGAGGUUCAAGCGGAAUUUGAGACAGACGGUAUCAUCCCAAGGCUCCUCCGUAGGAACUUGGAUAAGCGAUGGCCGGCCGAUGCCACAUUCCAGUAUAUGCUGAGUACUAAUCGCACCAUCACGCUCUGGGACACUGCAAUUUCCCGAGCCCCAAGAGACGUGGUCGAAUCAGUCUGCCACAGUUCUAUCUAUAGUACUACGCCCUCAACCCGUUAUAUUUGGAGCGUGAACAGCCCUCGUUUUAAAUGGAUGAAAAAGAUCCAUGAUUUGGGGACCUAUUCUACCAUUUGAAACAAUAGCUGUCAUUGUAAUGCUUAUCUAUCAGGUAGUUCUAUGCAAUUACCCUAUCAUGAUACAUGCCAAUUCAUUUCAACCGACGUAGCUGAGAAGGCGGUAACAGAAAAUUUAAGUGUGUCGCAAAAACAUGAUGAGACAAUACCGUGGUCCUCUCCUGCAUACCGCAAGGACAAUCACUGAAUAUUUUAUUGUGCAAGUGCUGUUCCCAUAAGCGACGGACGUUGAUACGCCAUUGUCGAUGUGAUGCAGCCCACGCAGCCAGGUGGUCUUGCGAGAGGAUCCAAGCUUCGAGUGCGGUGUCCAGUUUCCCACUGCUCAAACACACAUCCAGGCAGCGUUCGAACCAGUCAUAACAGACACUACGAGCUUCAGAUGGCAGCGUCUGAUCCAACUUAUGCAGUAGAUAUGACGCAAUCGCGGUGAGAGACUCGGAGGAUGUGAAGUCCUUCGCAACGAGGAAACCUCCUUGUAAGGUAAAUGUGGCAUGGAUGCAGCCUGCCGGUAUAUAGAUGGCAUGGGAUGCGGUUGUCGGCACUAUCACCCCUCCUUCCAAUUGAUGCAUAAUCCGCAUGAGCUUUGCUCGUUGGCUGUCUACCAUCUUCAUAGCCCUCAGGUUGGCUUCCGA
This is a messenger RNA of Talaromyces stipitatus ATCC 10500, 1653 nucleotides long. RefSeq lists its product as uncharacterized. NCBI's taxonomy places the organism in Eukaryota, Fungi, Ascomycota, Eurotiomycetes, Eurotiales, Trichocomaceae. The record is from RefSeq and is a predicted model, not a curated record. The transcript has 2 exons. Bases 324 to 1022 code for a protein of 232 amino acids.